AUAAGCUGAGGGGCAUGUUUCACAACCAUCCACAACCACCUACCACUACCACAGGAAAGGUCAUCAGAUCCUUGAAGGAGAAACAACAAUGGCCGCCAAAUUCAUCGCCCUUGCUGCCGUGCUUGCUGCUUGCAAUGCAGUCCCUGUGUGGUACAGCGGUGUCCCAGCUGUAGUGAUGCGCGCUGGUCGCUCCCCCAGCAUCUCCUACGGCUUCGGCAGCGGCUUCAGCAGCAACAUCGGCGGCAUCUCCCACUCCACCGGCAUCGGCGCCUCCUUCCAGUCUGGUGAGGGUCAGGCCUACGGCAGCGGCAUCGGAGCUGCUGAUGGAUCAUACGCUCGCGGUGUAGGCAUCGCCAACGCCGGCAACAGCCAGCCCGUGCAGUACCAGCCAACACCAUACCAAGUGGUCGCUCAGCCCCAGCCUGCCUACGAGUCUGCUGUUGCCUCUGCUACCAACUUCGGCAACUACCGCAACGCUGUGUCCUCUGCCCAGUCUCUCGGUGGCAACAACUACGGAUCUGCAGUCUCCUCUGCUCAGAGCGGUGGCCCUGCCCGCUUCAACAGCGCUGUUUCAUCAGCCCAGAACCUUAACGGAUACGGAUCUGCCAUCUCCUCGGCCAACAGUGGCUACGGAUCAGCCCUUUCCUCCGCUCGCAACGCUGGCUUCGGAUCAUCUGUGUCCUCCGCUCAGACCAGAGGCUUGGGUUACGGUUCAGCCGUGUCUGCUGCUGAGAACAAUGGACAAUAUGGUGCCAGCACUGCUCACGUUGCCCAGCAGAACGGUGGAAGGAUCCAGCACAGUGGUGCCACCAGCAUCAACGGCCCCGGCAUCCAGGCCGCGCAGUCGCACGCCAUCAACACCGGCUUCUACUGAAGUGUUACUAAGAAUGUAAAAAGAUGUUGAGACGACGAUACAUAAACUUGUCUCAAUAUCUUUGAGGUUCUUGUAUUAGGUUAAGUUAGUAAAAUCAAUAAAGACCUUGAUUUUUAAA
Molecule: messenger RNA, 992 nt
Organism: Helicoverpa armigera (cotton bollworm)
Lineage: Eukaryota; Metazoa; Arthropoda; Insecta; Lepidoptera; Noctuidae
Product: fibroin heavy chain
Exons: 2
Coding region: 89-874 (261 amino acids)
Source: RefSeq, a predicted model, not a curated record